AUGUCACAAUUUUGUGUCCUUGGAUUACGAAUAUGGUCAUGUAAAUCUGGCCAUGUCAAAAUUGCUCCAACACCUAUUAAACCACUAUUUCCAAUAAAUGGAAAUGAUGAAUUUGGUAGCUCUUUUUUUGAAGAUAAUCCAAAUCUAAUAGGUCAAGUCUCUACGGAAAACAACACUGACAGUGACUCUGACGAAGAAAACUCUCAAGAAGAAAACUCUACUAUUUCUACAUCACAACCAGGAAGAGAAUUAGACGAAUCUGACAUUUUAAAUCAACAAAGAAGAAGGGUCCAACAACCAACUACACAAUUAAAUACAACGCCAGUCAUAGGAUCAAACAACCAAUUUACUAACCAAUCUAUUACAAAUAAUAUAGAACAACAAGUAACAACAAUGGAUGCCACUCAAUUCAAUCAAUUAAUAGCAGCAUUAGGACAACUCACUCAACAACUUGAUGAUGGAGGACCAAGACCAAUGGAUCUUGAUUACAUUGGAGAAAGUAGAAAUCGUAAUCUAUUCUGGCAACAACAAUAA
This is a messenger RNA of Entrophospora sp. SA101, 534 nucleotides long. The record is from the annotation of a GenBank genome assembly. NCBI's taxonomy places the organism in Eukaryota, Fungi, Glomeromycota, Glomeromycetes, Entrophosporales, Entrophosporaceae.